AUGAAUGCAACUAAAGAUAUAGAGCUUCUCCUUAUGAGAGGGUAUGAAAAGACAGAUGGAUGUAUACUUUCACGGAAGGUUGAUGCAACGCCAGCUUCGUUUUAUGAUGGGACGAGUUUAGAGGAUUUCAUCAAAGACUGGGCAUUCAGAGUCAGUAAGAAGAAGAGCAAUAGCUUUGACGUAACCAUCGACUACAGUAGUUUGGGUGUCAAUGUGGACAUCACUGAAGUAGUAAAAGGUGAACCAAGAACUGUUAACACGACCAAUCCCGUAUUAUUCCAAACAAGUUACCAGAAUAUCUCGAAUGAUACAAGAUUGGAUGAAUUUGUGAAUGAUUAUGAGGUGAACUCAAAAUAUUGUGUGAAGCUUGAUAGCACUGUUCAAUCAACAUUAGGCCCCUUGAACGAAAUAUCAUUUCCAAAUGGUUUCUGCGGCCUCAAUAUCGUACAUAAAUUCAGCCUUGGUGAUCCCGCUGAUCAAGAUUUCGAGGAAAACAAAAAAUAUGUAAUCAACAAACAAAUCCACACCUUCCCUUACCAUCGCACCGAUGUCACAGUGACAUCUGUUGAGCAUGAAAUAGACACAGAUUUCAAGGUUGAUAUCAACCUUGAAGGUAAAAUCAGUGUUAAACUCACAAAGAAAGAUGGCAGCACGUCACCUCUUGAAAUAAAUGAAGAAAUUUCAAGCAUACUUGCUGACUUUGAAGAAGUCUCCAAAACCCCAAAAGGAGUACAUUUAGAGAUUAAAGGCACGUUUAAGUGUAUCCAUAGAGGUCAGGUGAAACUUCAACAGCAACAAACAGUAUUACAAGAGGAAUGCAGUGGUAGAAUACGAGAAGUAGAGGAACGGUUUGGGAAUGAUGGAAAAUCUUUACAAAAAGAUGGCAGAAUAUUAUACUUCGAGGGGGAGUUUGAUAAAGCAACUCAUGGAAAAGUCAAAAGAUGGCAGCAUAAACAUGUAUUUCUAUUCGACGAUAUUCUUGUUUAUGGAGUUCCAGCCCAUUCCGGAAACUCGAUUACAAAGCAAGUCAUUUUAUCAUUAGUGGGAGCUACUGUCUCGGAAACAAAGAAAGAGAAAGAUGGAACAAGAAAUUUUGUGAUUAAAACAGAAACAAAUGAAUUGGAGUUGAAAGCGAAGACUCCUGAAGUAAAAGAAGCCUGGAUGCAGCGCAUACGAAACACACGUGUGAACAAACAGAUGCAUGAGCUGGCGUGCCAAGUUGAAGAGGUGAAAGACGUUGUGAAACAGAAUGUGGUUAAGCUCGAGGACAGGGGAGCUUCAGUGGAAAACUUGACAGAGAAGGGCGAGAACUUGAAUAAACAGUCGGAAAGCUUCCACAAAACAACAAAGAAUUUAAAGGAGGAGAUAAGGCUACCCUGGUAUAAAAAACUUUGGAGGUGGUGUCUCCCGAACUGUUGUUGUUGCUUUCAAGUAUGUUACAAAUCUAAACUUUGUAACCCUUGUUGCGCACGCAUGUGUUCAUGUUGCAUUGAUGACGACACACGGAAAGAACAAUAUGAACAAUCCAUGCAAAAUGAAAUGAAACCCUUGAAAAAAGGUCAACGAAUAAAGAGGGGGAUCGGAAAAGGUGUGGAUGAUAUUAAAGAAGAAGACAUUGAACUGGCAUUUAAGCAACACGCAGAGUCUGAUAAAGUAUGAUCUAUUACAUACUACAAUAGUUGACAUAAAUAAUCAAAUACAAGUAUAAACAAUUUAAUCAUAAAAUCCUCCCAUUGUUUAUGAAUAUUUUUAAACGGGAUAAUCAGCAGAUCAUUUUGGAGGAUAUGUCUUGUAUCUUUUAAGAAUUCUCAAAUGUAAUUUUACUCAACCUUUUCAAUACACGGAUUGAGCAAUGAAAUAUUGAUAGCGAAUAUGACUGCUAGAUGGAUUACAUGAUUGUUUUGUAUGCUUCUCAAAAUAUGGUCUUGGUGAAUCCUUAACCCUUGAGCUGCUUUGCAAUAUAUUCUCAAAUAAAGAAAUAAAUGUGAUGAAUAAAUAAAUAAAUACAUACGAAAAUGACAAUUAAACCAAAGCAAUCGGCUCUUUAAUUGUAACCCUACUGUCACCAUCUUGCUUCAUCAAGCCUCGGACCUAUUCUC
Owenia fusiformis is the source of this 2099-nucleotide messenger RNA. The record is from the annotation of a GenBank genome assembly. NCBI's taxonomy places the organism in Eukaryota, Metazoa, Annelida, Polychaeta, Sabellida, Oweniidae.